Ipomoea nil (Japanese morning glory) is the source of this 1432-nucleotide messenger RNA. Its product is annotated as E3 ubiquitin-protein ligase PUB24-like. Gene Ontology annotation, molecular function: ubiquitin protein ligase activity. Lineage: Eukaryota; Viridiplantae; Streptophyta; Magnoliopsida; Solanales; Convolvulaceae. Gene Ontology annotation, biological process: protein ubiquitination. Bases 72 to 1319 code for a protein of 415 amino acids. The record is from RefSeq and is a predicted model, not a curated record. The transcript has 2 exons.
AUAUAUAUAUAUAUAUAUAUAUAUAUAUAUAUAUAUAUAUAGGGGAUGGUGGUGAGAUUCCGGAGUAUUUUAUGUGUCCGAUCUCGCUUCAAAUCAUGAAGGAUCCCGUCACGGCGGCGUCCGGCAUAACCUACGACAGGGACAGCAUCGAAAAAUGGUUGUCCGAUGGUCGGGGGACUAUGUUGUGUCCGGUGACGAAGCAGCCGUUGCCGAGAGGCGCGGAGUUAACGCCCAAUCACACUCUCCACCGCCUCAUUCAGUCGUGGGCCGCCGCCGGCGCAGCCGCCGGCGUCCACCGGAUUCCGCCGCCUAAUCCUCCUCUAACCAAGGCUUACGCCGUUAACCUAGUCCGGGCCCUCUCCGUCCCGAUCCUCCGUUUGAAAGCGCUGCGGAAGCUGGAUAUGGUGGCGGCGGAGAGCGAGAGGAAUCGGAAGUUCAUGGCGGAGGCCGGCGUGGUUAAGGAGAUGUUGUCGUUUGUUGUCGAGUGUUACAAAGAAGGAAAAACCGCCGGACUGGAAGAAGCUCUCAGAAUUCUUUAUUUAAUGAGAAACUUUUCCGGGGAACUGAGCCAAUUUGUUUCGUCGGAAAAUGAUCGGAUUCUGGACUCGUUUUUAUGGGUUUUGGAUAAUUAUGAUCCCGCCGGAGAUAUAAAAACGCAUGCAUUGUGCGUGUUGAGAACGUUAAUGGCGAAAGGGGAUUAUUCCGCCGCGCUGCUAGAGAGGCUAAAACCGGAGCUCCUGAAGAAACUAGUGACCAUUCUAAGGGAAUCAGAAAAAAACAAGAUGAAUCCGCAAGGAAUCAACGCCGCCUUACACGUCAUGUCGGCGGCCUGUCACUGGGGGAGAAACCGGGCCGCCAUGAACGAAUCCGGGGCGGUGUUCGAGCUCAUCGAGGUGGAAAUAAACAACUCCCGUGAAAACAAAACCACGGAGCUAGUUCUGGGCAUCUUAUCCCACCUCUGCUGCUGCGCCGACGGGAGAGCGCAGCUGGUGGGCCACGCGGCGGGGAUAGCGGCGGUGAGCCACGCGAUCCUGAAGGUGUCGGCGAGGGCGGACGAUGAGGCGCUGCGGGUGCUGUCGUCGAUAUCUAGGUUUUCGGCGACGAGUAGAGUGAUCGGAGAGAUGGCGAGGGUGGGGACGGUGGCGAAGCUUUGCAUGGUGCUUCAGGCGAACUGUGCAUCUUCGUUGAAGGAUAAAGCAAGAGAGAUUCUGCGAACCCAUUCUGAUAUUUGGAAGGAUUCGCCUUGUGUUGAAAUGCUUGCUACCUUCACAGUACAAGGUGUGCUACCACCUCAUCACCAUCAUCCAUUUCAAUCCUAGCUUCCAUCUUUUCAUAUCACACACCAAAAUCGUGUGUGUAUAUAUACACUGUAUAUACAAAUUAUUUGUGCAUUACAUAAGUAACAAGUUGAUAUGUUUUCAUACUCUAAAAA